CGCAGGGUGCUGAUCUCCAAAAUGAGACAAAACACAAAAAUAAGCCAUAUUAAUUUUGUGGAGAUGCAGAUGACUUAAUAAUGUUGGAAGGAGCAUGGAAGAAAGUUUACCUGAGUCGUGUGGUUGAACCUUGCUUCACCUGCACCACACAGUUCCCAACCCAACACCCAUCACAUACAAAUGCACAGGUCAGGUAACUAAAGCAUUAUCAUAUGACGCUAAAGACAUCUAGACAAGGACUGCCACAUUUCACUUCGAAGCUAAGGGUACUACGUUUUACGCUUAUUUCUAUCCUGUUACAACUAUGGAAUAGGAUAUAGCCUAUGCGCGUUUCCCCGAAGACAUACGGUAAGGGGUAAACUCCCGUUUCAGGUGAAGGAUUGCAGGACAACAGGUGACUAACUGGUUGUGGGCAUCAGUAGAAAGGCAGAAAUUAGAACGGGGGCUUCGGAAAAUUGGGGUGACCUUCAACACAUGCGGCGCUCGGAGUUUUGAGGGAGUGUGACAGAACAGGCGAGCCUAAGCUGUAUGGAACUGUGCAGCAUGAAGGAUGGCGGAUCCUCCUGUCAGGUGGAGCAGCUGGCCAAUGCGUGCGUGUCAGAGCGCAACCAGAGUUCCUGCCGGAUUCAGGCCAAAGGCCUCCGGCCUUGGUCGGGCAACAGCACUACGACGACCAAUACCGCCAGGCACAGAGCCAACGGAACCGCGAAUAACCAUUGUAAGAGCGUGGAAUUCGCACCCAGUCGACUGGAGAACGUGGAAUUCACGGGGAAAGUGCUGGUUACUGGGGGUUCCGGAUACUUUGGCUACAGGUUGGGUCGUGCUCUGGCCAGCCGAGGGCUCUCUGUUAUUCUGCUGGACCUGGUCAAACCGCGUAGGGGCACUCCCGACGGCGCAGUGUUUCAUCAGGGUGACAUUCGGGAUUAUGAGUCCCUGUACAAGGUGUGUGAGGGGGUGGAUUGCGUCUUCCACACUGCUUCCUAUGGGAUGUCCGGCCCAGAGCAGCUGAAGAGAGAGCUGGUGGAAUCUAUCAAUGUUGGUGGGACAAGUAACGUCAUUAAGGCAUGUUUGGAGCAGGAAGUCCCUAGCCUGGUGCACACCAGCACCGUUAACGUUGUGUUCGCUGGCCGACCCAUUGAGGAUGGGGAUGAGGAAACUGUGCCCUGCGUGCCUCUAGAUAUGCACAUAGACCACUACUCUCGGACCAAGGCCAUCGCGGAGCACAUGGUGCUCAAGGCUAACGGUCACACUCUGAAAGGGGGCGGCCGCCUUCAAACCUGCAUCCUGCGUCCUUCAGGCAUUUACGGGCCCGAGGAGAGGCGACACCUCCACAGAGUAAUGGUGAAUGUGGAGAGGAGAUUGUUUAGUUUCAGCUUUGGUAACCAUGAUGCCAAGCUGAACUGGGUCCAUGUGGAUAACCUGGUGAUGGCACAUAUCUUGGCUGCUGAUGGUCUGACCGUGAGGAAGGACCGUGUGGCGAGUGGACAGGUCUACUUCAUUAAUGACGGAGAGGCUGUAAACCUGUUUGAAUGGCUGACUCCACUGUUUGAGAAGCUGGGCUAUAGUCGUCCCUUGAUACACCUCCCUUUCUCCCUUGUCUACUCUGCAGCCGUUCUGAUGGAGUGUUUGCAUGUUGCCCUGGGACCUGUAGUGGAGAUUCCACUGCUGUUCACCAGGAAUGAGGUGCGAAACAUUGCGGUGAGCCACACUUUUAAGAUUGAGAAAGCACGCCAGGACCUGGGCUUCGCACCAUUGAAGUACGACCUGGCCGACUCAGUGGACCAGUACUUGAAGACCCGCCUCCUGCAGCCCUGCCCGCUGUGGUCUCGCCCUCAGUCUCUGGCCCCGCCCUGGGUCCUAGUCCUGCUGGUGCUGCUGGUCAGCCUGGCUGCACUACUCUGCUACUCCUGUUUACUGAGUGCACACACACUACACUAACACUAAGGCACUACACAGACAUGAAACACACUACACUAACACUAAGACACUA
Molecule: messenger RNA, 1990 nt
Organism: Anguilla anguilla (European eel)
Lineage: Eukaryota; Metazoa; Chordata; Actinopteri; Anguilliformes; Anguillidae
Gene: sdr42e2
Product: short chain dehydrogenase/reductase family 42E, member 2
Exons: 12
Coding region: 529-1938 (469 amino acids)
Biological process (GO): steroid biosynthetic process
Molecular function (GO): 3-beta-hydroxy-Delta5-steroid dehydrogenase (NAD+) activity
Source: RefSeq, a predicted model, not a curated record